Messenger RNA from Cydia pomonella (codling moth), 1000 nucleotides. RefSeq names its product histidine-rich glycoprotein-like. The record is from RefSeq and is a predicted model, not a curated record. The coding region runs from base 256 to 822 and encodes 188 amino acids. The transcript is spliced from 2 exons. NCBI's taxonomy places the organism in Eukaryota, Metazoa, Arthropoda, Insecta, Lepidoptera, Tortricidae.
CAGACAGACUACGGAACCAUAAAAAUGCCCCCCGCAUGCAAAGUUUGAUUGUAUAAUUGACGUGAUUAACUUAAUACUUGUGAAUUGUUUACAAAAUAAUUAGAUAAUUAUUUUAAUUUUCCAGCCUUAUGAUUUUCACACAUGAGUGAAAUCUAUAUUACCUUGCAAUCAAGGUUUGUACAUAAACGAGUUCUGUCGAUUAUUGUCAGUGUACAUCGUGGCUCUGCUCUGAUUGGAUUUAAACAAUAAUUCAUAAUGUUUAUAAAGGUUAUGUGCUUCACCGCUCUCACGGCUCUUGCUGUAGCAGUCGACCAUGAAGAGAACGGUCCAUAUGGUUUGGUUCGCUCGCUAGCACACAAAUUGCGCCAUCAUGGCUCAGGACACCAGAAACAUGUCCCGCAUGCUAUGCAUGAACAUGUUCCGCAUCAUCAACCUAUGCCCUACCAGCUACACGGACCGCAACAUGUCUUGCAUGAUCAUGCUCCACAACAGCCCUACCAGCUACAUGGACAUAUGAAUGACCAUGCUCCGCUUCCACAUCAGAUCCACCAACAAUAUCCAGUUCAUGUUCCGCAUAGACAUCAGCUGCAUGGUCUGCAUCAUGCAUCCAUGCAGCAUCAUGGCCAUGGACUUGGGUUGCAUGAGCAUUAUGACGAGAAGCAUCACCAGCAUGGUCAUCAUCCUCAUCACGGGACCGUCAGCCCCCAUACAUAUUUCUUGGGCGUCGACGAUCCGCAGAUGUGGACCGGACAGUCGGAAAAAGGUCGCAUCGAAGGCCAUGGACAUGUCGAACACCAUGCAGAUACGUGGUAUCACCAUUGAUGAUGAAUAAAUGAACGGACUGAACAGUAAUGGAAUUCAUCACUCUUAAAAGUAACACGAACUUAACCGCCUCCGUCGAGUUGAAGUUAAUCUCUCAUUUUUAAACGACUUGCUUAAAUGAGGGCUACUGCGUUUAAUUUUGCCGCUAGGGUAGACGAAGGUCUUUCAAAAUGUCAAA